GCUUCCCUGCAGAGGGGCUGACUACUUUUGGAGCAAGCUGUCAACGUCAAGUACGAACUAAGCCAAGGGAGGAGCUCGUUCCUGCUCUCGCCGCAGCAUGCGUUGAUUCCAGAAAUCCAGUUCAUUGCGGCUCUCAUCCAAGGCCGUUAUCUUCUUGGAUGUCCUUCUCCCGUCGACAUUCCCUCCUCAGCUUGGCACGUGACGUUUCAUCGCCUCGAGCUGCAAACACCAGCACCAGAGUGUGUAACGGCGGGCGACCACGGACGCUUGAGCUUUGAGGGCCCCGAAACUUCUCCAUGGCCAUGUUUUAGAGCCAAAGUGAGUCAUCCUUAGACGCCAUGGAGGACCUGGUCCUGGAAGCCCGCUCGGAGCGCAUUGCCCGCUACAAGGCGGAGAGGAGACGGGAGCUGGCUGAGCACUUUGGACACACCGAGGGCUUUUUGGACCCCCGACGGAGCAGUGGCAGCGGGCAGGCGCAACACAUUGCUUCCCAAAACGUCAACAGCAAGACGCACAGUGUUCCCAAUGGAUCGGACCCUUCCGUCUGCCUGACGGGGCAGGAUUGCCAUGACACAGCGGCAGGGGAGGAGCACCCGGCGGCGGUGCAGCAGCAGCAGCAGCAGCAGCAGCAGCUCCGCACUCGGGUGUCGGUGGGCCAGCUGAGGAGCGCUCUUCUGCAGCAAGCGGGAAAUGGAGCCGAGGCGUGUUCCCAAGACGGGCCACGGGCUGCGUCGUCUCUGGACCCGACGGUGAAGUCCACGACAGAUGGGGCUCGCCGCCGCACCCGCCGUUACUUCCCCGGCGGGCCAGGCGGCGCGCGCAAAAACAGCGAGCGCUUCAAGACUCAGCCCAUCACGGCCAAUGAGAUGGAAGAGAGCGGCGGAAGCGGGCUGCUGGAGACUGAGCAAGAGGAGACAUGUGAAGAAGCUGACGUGAAAACAGACGCAAGAGCCCAGAUGAGUGUGGCGGCCAAGAUGUCUUUAUUUAAAGAGCUGGAGAAGACGGCCGCCCCCGAGGCCUCGGCGUUCCUCAAGCCUCGCUCGGGAAGCGUCUGCCACGAGCGCAGGCAGCGGCGGGGCAACGACCAUCGCUUCCUCACGCAGCCAAUCACCUGCGAGGAAAUGGUGGCUGUCAGUCCGGCGCCGGAGGAGGCGCGCCCUCCCCAGACGGAGCCGGCGGAAGUGGACGACGAGACCUGCAAGCUGAGCGUGAGCGAGAAGCUUGCUCUUUUCAACAAGCUCUCUUUGCCCGAGGGGCCGAGCUCCGACGGCGCACCGGAGAGGCGGCGGCAGAAGGGCGCGCGAUAUCGCACGCAGCCCAUCACGGUGGAGGAAGUCAGCCUGCUGCAGAAAGGCCCCGUGCAGCUCCCCGCCUUGUCUCUGUCUUCUCACCUAUGCGACAGGCAACAGGCCUCGUCCGUCAACCUAAAGCCCAGCGAGCUGCGCCUCUCCUGCUCCAAACCCGACGUGGCGCCCUCGCCCGCCGAUCAGGCCACGCAGAGAUGCGACUCGGAACCCGGGCUAAGACGGAUCCUGAAGAGGAGCCGCUCGGAGUGCGCCGGGACUUCCGAGACGGAGCGCGACGGUGCCGUUUCACACGGAGAUGCUGCGCCCGGGGAGGAUGGCGGCUCACGGGCGGCCGCCCCAUGGAGGCAGAGGGUUCGGGCCAGGCGGGAGACCAUCGCCUGCACGCCCGUGCUUGCGCUGUUGAAACGCACUGACAGGCACCGUAAUGAAGUGGCCGAUUCAUCAGAGUGCCUUCAGGUCGCUCCGGUGAAUGAAGACGCUCAAGCGCACCACAUGACCAAUGGUAGCGCUAGUAAGGGAGAAAGUGCUCACGCGGAUGCAGUGAGGCCUCAGUGUUGGGAACCUGUCUACGCCUCUGUCUAUUCCAGCACUACACCUCAGUAUGUCAUGUGCUUCAACCAGAACAAUCAGUGCUACGAGGCACACGAGGUGGCAUCUUCUACAAAGAACCAGAGUCCCACUCAGAAGGUUGAGGAAGGUAAACAAGAGCAGCCUCGCUCGAUCAAAUCACAAGAGACGAGUGCUGAAUGUCCACAAUUGGAUAGCAGCGACAUCCGUCACAAUCAAUCUACGGAAGCUUGGAGGUGCUUAUCUGGUGCGAUGAAAGAGGCCGAGGUGACACCGGAGAGUGAUUUGUCCAGCGGGCCACCCUGUGGAGCCCCUUCAGAGACGGGACAAGGCCUGGACCUGUUCUGCCAGACCAACACUCCCAUCAGGCUGACGUCUGCGGUGGCAGAGCACCGGCGUUCCGUGCGCCCCUCCCGGCGUACCCAGGGAUCCCGAAACCCGCUCCGAGCCCUGGCGGCCCGCGAGGACGUCAGUCAGGACUUCAUGGGCCUCAGCGCUGCCGCCGAGGAGAGGCUCCAGAUUGAGAAGAAUUCCAAGAACUCCUCCGAGGCCCAUUCCGUCAGCUCCUCCCCGGAUCCUCGGGAGUGCCAUCCACCCUUCAUCAGCCCCAUGCUGCUUUUCAUCAAAGGAAGGCGGCACGUCCAGGUCCGCCUGGCCCCGCCGUCGGCCAGCUCCUUGAACAGCGGAGACUGUUUUCUGCUGCUCACGGCAGAGGACUGCAUCGUGUGGAGCGGACAGUCGGCCAACCGUGAAGAGAAAGCCAAAGCCUCCGAGUUGGCAUCUUUCAUUCAAGGCCGCAAAGACCUAGGAUGUCAUGCCACCUGUGUUGUCCACCUGGAGGAGGGGCUGAACUGUGACAGCAGCCUGGCCACAAACUUCUGGAACAUCCUGGGAGGAAGAACCACCUACAGAGGAGCUGGUGCAGCAGAGGAGGAUGAGCUCUAUGAGCGUGGCAUUGCGGAGUCCAACUGCGUUUACAAGAUGCUGGACAACAGACUGGUGCCCCACGAGCAAGCCUGGGCCUCCGUGCCCACCAUCUCAAUGCUGGACUCCAAGGAGUCCCGUGUGUCUGUCCAGAUGCUGGUGUUUGACUUUGGCGGCGAGGUGUACCUGUGGCUGGGGAAGGACGUGCCCGCCGAGCGUCAGAAGGUGGCGCUCCAGCUGAGUCGACAGGUGUGGCUCGGGGCGUACGACUACAGAAACUGCCGGGUCAACCCCAUGGAUCCCACCCAAAGCGCCGCAGAGACGCAGCUGAUCGGUGAAGGCCGUCCCAGCUGGGCUCUGUUUGGCGUCGUGCGGGAAAACGACGAGACGGCUCUGUUCAAAGGCAAGUUCUCGGACUGGACGGGAAGAGGAGGGGACGAGGAGGAAGUGAUCCGGGAGACUCGGGAUUGUGCGACGAUGCAGUCGUGCUCAGUGACGCCACCGUGUGACCACUUGAAGCCCUGCGACGCCAAAGCUCUGGUGUCUGGCCAAGCGACAGCGGCCGGAGCGUCCCCGAGCACGCUGGCCGGCGUGGACCUCCGCGGGGGCUCCGGCUCGAGCGCGCCGGGACUGAGGACCGUGGCGGUGGACGUGUGGCACGUCCGCGAGUUUGAUGACUGCGAGGUUCCCCUGGAGAAUGUGGGACAACUUCACCAAGGAGACUCGUACGUGGUCCGCUGGACGUACAGGACCGGGGAAGGUGCUGACGACAGCACGACUUUUUUUGUGUGGCGAGGACGUCGCUCCGACGUGGGUGGACGGGACACCGUGGCCUUUCUCUCCAUCGGGAUCAACAACAAUGGAGAAUCACAGGUUGCGGUCGACCAAGGGAACGAGCCGCCGUGUUUCCUCCAACUCUUCAAGGGAGCUCUGGUCAUUCAUAAAGGCCACAGAGAGGCCCGGUCUUCUCACGCAGCAGAGCAAGCGGGCACGUGGCGCCUGUUUGCCGUCCGAGGGGAGCUCCCCGACGAGGGCUCGCUGCUGGAGGUGGAAUGCUGCUGCGCCUCUUUGCGCUCCAGAGGCUCUCUGCUUCUGAUCAACGGCCACCAGGCGGCGCUGUACCUUUGGACCGGUUGUAAAGCUCUGGCCAGCUGCCGGGACGUUUCCCAGAGGGCCGCGGAGUGCCUCGCCCGAGGGUGUCCGGAGGAAUUGGGCCUGAGUAAAAGUAGUCUUGUGAAGAUCCAGGCAGUAGAGGAAGGUUCAGAGCCAGCUGACUUCUGGGCGGCGCUGGGAGGCAUGGACAGGAAGGCCUACGACUGCAUGUUACAAAAUCCAGGUAAAUACAAGUUCACACCACGCCUCUUCCACCUGAGCGCCUCUCGCGGCAGCUUCCGAGCCCAGGAGCUGCACGGGCCGUCUCGCUCGCCGGGCCUUGCGGCGGCCAUGCCUUUUCUUCAGGAUGACCUGUAUGCGGCGCCAGCCGCGCUGUUCCUGCUCGACAACCGCUUUGAAGUGUAUCUGUGGCAGCGCGGCACGGCCGAGGAUCAAGCGGACAAGUGGCACGCCGAAAGGAAGUGCGCCAUGGAGACGGCGCUGCAAUACUGCAAAGAAGUCAACCCGAGACGCCCGCCACACGCUUACCUCAUCUUGGAGGGCUCCGAGCCUUUGACCUUCACUAACGUGUUCCCUGGCUGGGAAAGGAAAGAGGCAGCCCUCGGACAGGUCAGCGCUACAGCCGCGGGCAAGCUGACCUCGGUGCAGGACGCCCUGGCCCAGCUCACCGAGACCAGGACAAAACAAAGCCCCUUACCUGACAGCGCGGGCGCCGAAGGCCUCCGGUCGGACCGCGACCUGCAGACUACUUUGGAGCUGAAGCCCGAGUACUCCAGCUGCUAACAAGCUGACUUGAAACCAACCUAAGGACUUGUUUGCCAAAUGAAGACAAAAAAACAUGGUCAAAGUAGCUCGACUUUAUUUAUGUACCUUUUCAACAAGACACAGUGCAACAAGCAUUUUAUCUGUACAAAUUGCAGGUAGAAUAUACGAGAGGCUAUUCUAUCUACUUUACAUACACACACACACACACACACGACAAACUACGUAGUGUAUGUGGUGCCCGAGCGCUAAGAAAAGAUCAUCGAAUAAACAAUACAACACAG
Syngnathus acus (greater pipefish) is the source of this 4957-nucleotide messenger RNA. It is a transcript of the gene svilc, whose product is annotated as supervillin c. Gene Ontology annotation, biological process: actin polymerization or depolymerization; barbed-end actin filament capping; actin filament severing. Gene Ontology annotation, cellular component: actin cytoskeleton; cytoplasm. The transcript has 33 exons. Gene Ontology annotation, molecular function: phosphatidylinositol-4,5-bisphosphate binding; actin filament binding. The record is from RefSeq and is a predicted model, not a curated record. NCBI's taxonomy places the organism in Eukaryota, Metazoa, Chordata, Actinopteri, Syngnathiformes, Syngnathidae. Bases 339 to 4694 code for a protein of 1451 amino acids.